This is a messenger RNA of Notothenia coriiceps (black rockcod), 407 nucleotides long. RefSeq names its product NADH:ubiquinone oxidoreductase subunit S5 (gene ndufs5). The record is from RefSeq and is a predicted model, not a curated record. NCBI's taxonomy places the organism in Eukaryota, Metazoa, Chordata, Actinopteri, Perciformes, Nototheniidae. Gene Ontology annotation, cellular component: respiratory chain complex I. Gene Ontology annotation, biological process: mitochondrial respiratory chain complex I assembly. The transcript has 2 exons. Bases 114 to 392 code for a protein of 92 amino acids.
CUACCUCUCAUUUUACGGCCGUGUUUUGGUCUGCCGUAAAGCGAAACGCGUGGACUCGGCGGAAGGUUAAAGCGAAACUCUCUGGUUGAAGUGAUUCCUAUCAAACACGCAUCAUGCCGUUUGUGGACCUGCAGACUCGGCUCGGCAUCGACGCUGAUAAAUGGCUGCUGAAUCAGAGCAGCCUUCAGCCCAAGCAGAAGGCGGCGCGCUGCCACACUUUUGAGAAGGAUUGGAUCGAGUGCUCCCACAACAUUGGGCAGACCCGCUCCAAGAAGGAGUGCCAGCUGGAGUUAGAGGAUUUCAACGAGUGCUUGCACAAGAAGAAGACAGUAAGUGUCUCAAUGCUCUCUGUCUCCUGUGUGAGUUAUUUUAGUAUCAUUUCAGAGCGGUGACUGCUGGAAAAGGGA